This is a messenger RNA of Physcomitrium patens, 2166 nucleotides long. RefSeq lists its product as uncharacterized. The record is from RefSeq and is a predicted model, not a curated record. Gene Ontology annotation, cellular component: endoplasmic reticulum tubular network. Gene Ontology annotation, biological process: endoplasmic reticulum tubular network organization. Lineage: Eukaryota; Viridiplantae; Streptophyta; Bryopsida; Funariales; Funariaceae.
CACCCACAACCCCAAGCCCGCGUCAUUCAGCUACCGACGCGUGACAUGGCUGGCGUCCACCUGGAGCGAAGUGUGUCGAGGCUGCUGUUCUAAGGAGGACCGAUUGAUGAAUUCCGCUAUUCAUCAUCAAUCAUGCCAUUUCAUCAAAUGGGUAGUACCUCGGCGGGCCGUUUGAUUGUUACGUAGUGAAAUCGAGUUGUGGGUGCGUUUUCUUUUGCGGCGAAUCUGUGAGGAGACGCUGCAAGUUGCGCUUGAGUUAGGUCACGGGGAGCCUACAACAGGGGCUUAGUAGUUUAGAUUUGUGGGGUCUUCUGUUUUGGAAGUGUGGGAGGUUUUUGGAGAGGUUUUUGAGGUGGUUGUGGAUUGUGGGCUGCUCCGAUGAAGGAAGCCAGCGAGGAAAGUGUGGCGCCCUCGGUCCCUGCGGCAGAUCCCAAGGCGCAGAGAGGGGUUUUGAGUGUCAUUUGGGGCCUCAUGGGGUCGCUGUUCUCUAGGGGGAACAAAAACGAUUUCGAAAAGAGGUUGCAGCAUUUGACCAAGGAGGAGGUCGCUGUGCACUCUCGCUUGAAGCGGCGGACGCAGAGAUGGCGAAAGCUAGCCAGAGUGAUGAUCAUUUAUUCUAUUGUUGGCGAGGCCCUAGCUUUGGGGUUCGCGAUCCUGUCAAGCAGAAAUGCUGAUCUGCCAUGGCAAGUUCGCGCCAUUCGAGCUCUUCCUGUUUUCGCUCUGCCUGCAAUCGUCACUCUGCUUUACUCGACCUGCGCUGGAUUUCACCGGAUGAUGGAGCGCAAGGAUCAUGAGCGACUUGAGCGAUUGAAAACGGAGCGUCAAGAAAAGAUCAACGAGUUGAAAGAAAAGACCAACUAUUACAUCACACAGCAGCUCAUUCAGCAAUAUGACCCUGAUCCGGCGGCGAAAGCAGCGGCAGCAAGCAUUCUCGCAUCCAAGUUAGGUGCUGAGUCCGGCCUCAAGCUAGCUCUGGCUGCAGGACUUACUAGCACUGAUGAUUUAACUCAAGGAAAGAGUUCCGGGGCUCCUAAUCAAUCAGUUGGGAGAUUAGAUAGGGAGGCGAUGGAUCACAAUUCCGUAGGUCUUCGGAAUCGAAAGUCUCAACACCGUGGUCAGGAUUUUGGGCCAUCUUCUCAGGGAAUGCCACGCAUGGAAGGUUUUUCUCGAGAGAAUAAUAUGCCAGGUGGCCCAGAGGUUUGGGAGGAGCAGGGUAUGGAUGUGAGGAGACCUCCUCGCAAUCCAUCAAACGGAGGCUGGAUUGCAAGGUUGGCUGCGAUGCUCGUGGGUGAAGACCCUACCCAGUGCUACGCCCUCAUCUGCAAACAGUGCCAUGCACACAAUGGUCUUGCAAAGAAAGAGGACUACAAGUAUAUCCAAUACUACUGCCCACACUGUCGGACUUUAAAUGGAACACGGCCAGUCGAAGAUGGGCUUUCACUUACUGACGAGCCUGCUGAAACGUCCCCCAAACUGGAGCUAUCAAAGGCUAUAGCGUCUGUUGACGGCGAAACUCUAGAAAUUUCAAACCCCGCAGCACCUGCUCUCGUAUCGCAGCUAAUUUCUGGUGAGCUGGAUAAUUCUGACAGUUCAGAGGAAAGUAACUAGGCCCAAGGACUCUUUAGAUAUGCAUAUAGUAGGAAAAGAGUUCCAGUUGCGGAAUUGGCAGGUUAGGCGAGCGAUGUAAAUUUGGCCAUGAAGCUUCCAAGUUGAGUAGGCAUGUCCUGUGCCCCCUGCUUUUGAGCAGAGACUUGAAUGAUCAGAUUUAGUUAGUCCAUGUGAGUUGUGAGAAUCGUUCGAUCUCCCGUAUUCGUAUGGAAUAGUAUUCGUGGCGAGACACAAGUCUGUAACUGAUUUUUUGAGUAGUAAGAGAUUUCAAUUGAGUUUUGGAUUCAAAGGGUAGGCUCUUGCACGGAUAUAUGUACAGUAUGAGUUUGCCGCUAAUGAAAGGUAUCCUGUGGGCUGUAGUCAACAUGUCAAAUAAACUAGCCGAAUGCCCCAAAUUUGAACAGUGUAUUUUACAGUAGAUUUGAGACAUGAGAGAAGAAUGUGACGUGUCAAUUUGGUUACGUGAAUAAUUAUCCCGGUUCUAAAGCAGGUGCUGCUGAGUUGUAUUUAUGGGUGCGUUCAUGCACAUCAAUAUCAUCAUAAGUACAGGAAGUUGUA